Gastrolobium bilobum is the source of this 1346-nucleotide messenger RNA. RefSeq names its product glucan endo-1,3-beta-glucosidase. Gene Ontology annotation, cellular component: plasma membrane. Gene Ontology annotation, biological process: carbohydrate metabolic process. The coding region runs from base 109 to 1344 and encodes 411 amino acids. Lineage: Eukaryota; Viridiplantae; Streptophyta; Magnoliopsida; Fabales; Fabaceae. Gene Ontology annotation, molecular function: hydrolase activity, hydrolyzing O-glycosyl compounds. The transcript has 2 exons. The record is from RefSeq and is a predicted model, not a curated record.
CUGAAUGUCAUCGUGUGAUAGUUGAUCCAAUGAAGUAUGAACAGUUGAACACCCCACUUCCUCUUAACUUUCGAACCCCACUAACUCUAUCUCUCUCUCUCUAAAACCAUGGCAAAACCAUUUCAUUUCCUUCUGCUUCUCUUAUCUUGCCACCUCUUCCUCCGUCGCUCCUUCGCUGCCACCGCCAACAAAAUCGGCGUCAACUACGGAACCGUCGCCGACAACCUCCCGCCGCCGUCCAGGGUGGCGGCCUUUCUGAAAUCCCAAACCACCAUCGACCGCGUCAAGAUCUUCGAUGCCAACGCCGACAUUCUCCGCGCCUUCGCCGACACAGGCAUCGCCGUCACCGUCACCGUCGGUAACGACGACAUCCCUUCCCUCUCCAAGCUACCCGCAGCACAGUCGUGGGUCUCCAACAACAUCCUCCCAUUUCAACCGAAAACCGCCAUCAACCGCAUCGCCGUCGGCAACGAAAUCCUCGCGACCUCCGAUAAAACCCUCAUAGCCAAAAUGCUACCCGCCAUGAAAGCUCUUCACGAAGCUCUAAACCUCGCGAACCUCACUCACAUUCAAGUCUCAACACCUCACUCUCUUGGUAUAUUAUCAGCGUCGUAUCCACCGAGUUCUGGAAGUUUCCGACGCGGCUACGACCGCGCCAUCUUCGCUCCGAUUCUUGAUUUCCAUCGCCAGACCAAGUCCCCUUUCAUGGUGAACCCGUACCCGUUCUUCGGGUUCUCGCCGAACAAACCCGAGAGUCUGAACUACGCGCUGUUCAAGCCAAACGGCGGCGUUUUUGACGAAGCAACGGGGAUGAACUACACCAACUUGUUUGAUGCUCAGAUGGACGCGGUUUACUCAGCGAUGAAGAAGGUUGGUUACGAGGAUGUUGAGUUAGUUGUGGCGGAAACGGGUUGGCCCUCUGCGGGUGACCCGAACCAACCGGGUGUGAGCUUGGAUAAUGCGGUGUCGUAUAAUGGGAACUUGAUAAAGCAUGUUAACUCUGGGAAAGGUACCCCUCUGAUGCCUAACAGGACCUUUCAAACUUACAUCUUCGCAUUGUUCAACGAGAACCUCAAGCCCACCACUUCGGAGCGUAAUUACGGGUUGUUCAAACCCGAUCUCAACCCGGUUUACGACGUCGGCGUUUUGAACCCCCAACAGGCACCGGAUACCACGUCUGGGCCCACGGCACUAGCACCGUCUGGGCCCACAGCAUUAGCACCGUCAGGGCAAAACAUCAGAAAACCCGAGAGAGGUGGUUCACUCAAACGUGCCAUUUCCUACACUGGAUCAUAUGCCUUCUUAUUUAUUUUUCAACUUCUGAUAUGUCUCUUUUUUUCCUAAUU